This is a messenger RNA of Tarenaya hassleriana, 1590 nucleotides long. Its product is annotated as probable choline kinase 1. Gene Ontology annotation, molecular function: ethanolamine kinase activity; choline kinase activity. Gene Ontology annotation, biological process: phosphatidylcholine biosynthetic process; phosphatidylethanolamine biosynthetic process. The record is from RefSeq and is a predicted model, not a curated record. The coding region runs from base 364 to 1404 and encodes 346 amino acids. The transcript has 6 exons. Gene Ontology annotation, cellular component: cytoplasm. NCBI's taxonomy places the organism in Eukaryota, Viridiplantae, Streptophyta, Magnoliopsida, Brassicales, Cleomaceae.
GCGGUCCGUUGACUUUGACUUUGAAUUGUCUCCAAAACGCCAACUACUCCAACAUCCAUUGACUUUGUGGAGAUUGGCCCCUCAAGUUAUAACUCCGUCGCAGAAAUCGCUUAAACGCCGUCAACUCGGCCCAAAAAAAACGCCUUUUAUAUACAUACACAGGCAAUCUCUCUCUGUAUUUUCCAAAACACACAAGUCGUAUAAUUUUUGUUUCCAUAUCGGCGAGAGAUUCCAAGAUUUUUGGGGGGUGGGUCCUGCUUUGGAGAAUCCCACACAUUCUUUAUAUGUCUGGAUCCUCGCCUUUUCGGUUUCCUUGAAUCUCUGAACUGCAUUAUCUUUUUUUCACGGACCUAAAAGAUAAAGAUGGAGAGCGUGAUGGGGAGUGGAGCUUGUUGGUGGGAGGAGAUGAAAAGAGUUCUGAGGGGGGUGGGAAAGGAGUGGGGAGACGUGGUGGAUGAUAUGGAGUGCGUGGAGGUGGUUCCCCUCAAGGGAGCGAUGACCAAUCAGAUUUUCCAGAUCAACUGGCCCACCAUCAACGGCGAUCUUCACCGGAGAGUGCUGGUUCGCAUCUACGGAGAGGGCGUCGACGUCUUCUUCAACAGAGAAGACGAGAUCAGGACCUUCGAGUGCAUGUCUCGCCUUGGCCAUGGACCCAGGCUCCUCGGCCGCUUCUCCCAUGGCCGUCUCGAGGAAUUCAUCCACGCCAGGACUCUUUCUGCGGAAGAUCUCCGUAAACCAGACAUAUCAGCACUCAUCGCGGCCAAACUGAGAGAGUUCCACCAGCUGGACAUGCCCGGUCCACGUCACGUUCAUCUGUGGGACAGACUCAGGCGGUGGGUGAAAGAGGCCAAGAGGUUGUGUUCGCCGGAAGAGGCUGAGGAGUUUCGGUUGGAUGGUCUUGAAGAAGAAAUAUGUGCGUUGGAGCAGAGGCUGACAUGUUCUGGCCAUGAGAUCGGCUUCUGUCACAACGAUCUUCAGUACGGCAACAUCAUGAUUGACGAGGAAACCAAUGCCAUCACUAUCAUUGAUUACGAGUACGGGAGUUUCAACCCAGUUGCUUAUGACAUUGCAAACCACUUCUGUGAAAUGGCAGCAAAUUACCAUUCGGACACGCCUCAUAUCUUGGACUACUCUCUGUAUCCAGGAGAAGAGGAACGCAAAAGGUUCGUCAGCACGUACCUGGGCUCCUCAGACAAGAGAACAAGAGAGGAAGAAGUGGAGAGAAUCUUGAAAGAUGCAGAGAGUUACACUUUGGCAAACCAUAUCUUCUGGGGCUUAUGGGGAAUCAUUUCGGGGAUAGUGAACAAAAUUGAGUUCGAUUAUAUGGAGUACGCAAGGCAGAGGUUUGCUCAGUACUGGCUCAGGAAGCCCUCCCUCCUCCUGCUUGAUGUCCAUUCACCUUGAUCCAUCUCCCCCAACACAGUUGUAUACUCUAUUUUUUUUUUUUAAAAAAAAAAAAGCAUAGUCAGCUAUGUGAAUCUAAGCCUUUUUGUAGUCUUUUACAACUUUUUUUUUGUGUACAAAAAAAAAACAUUUUAAGGCCAUAAUUUACUCAGGACAGGACUUGGGCGAAUGAAGCCAAUGUGCGUC